AUGAUAGACCAUUUUGACAAGAAGAGUAAAUUCGAACCAAAAUAUACGAAGAAGAGACGUAGAAGAAUUAUAAGGGUUUCAUGGUCUCAUGAGAUGAAAGAAGAAGUCUGCUGGUUCUUGGGAAGGUUAUCAACAUCAUUCAAUGGCCUUGAUGUCAAAAAGGAAAAAAAAAUGUUCAGUGAAAGCUCAGCACAAACGAUUACUUCACUAAAAUAUUUUUUUAUUAAUUAUCAUCCCGUACACAAUACAAAUGAUAUCCACAUGUUGACUGAUCUGUUUGAUGUAUCAAAGAUAACUAAACAUUAUUCUGUAAAUGCUCAGCAUUUAGAGUUUCCCGACUUCAUUCGACAAAUUCAAACUCGAAACUGA
Clunio marinus is the source of this 369-nucleotide messenger RNA. The record is from the annotation of a GenBank genome assembly. NCBI's taxonomy places the organism in Eukaryota, Metazoa, Arthropoda, Insecta, Diptera, Chironomidae.